ACAGCUGGGGCGCGCGGCUGGAGCCUGGGUUAGAGUUGUUAGUGAAGAGUGGACGCGUGGCUGUCUGCGGUCACCCUCAGAGGUGGCGCGAGAAGGAACGUGGACGUCUUCCCUCGUAACGUGUCCGCAGGAUGAUGGGCUCAAAUGAGGGGCCUUCUCUUCUCAAGCGCUUUUUCAGGAGUUGAAUUAGUUACUAAGGAUUGGGGGUCUUUCGAGCCGCGCAGACCGGGCGAACGACUGCAUUUUGGUCCCUUUAGAAACUCCGAGUCAGAGCCAGUCGACUUCUUCGUGGUUUCGUCCCCCCCACCCCACCCCGUUCUCCCGCUGAGGAAAACGGGAGCAGCCCCGACCCUGCCUCAGUUCUCUGCACCCGAGAUGGCGCCAAAGGAAAGAACAGUCGGGACCCAGCAAGCUCCUGCGAAGCAUGUGACGGAGGCCCACUUCCAGCUGGACUGCUGCCCUCCAACCUGGAGGAAUAAAUUUUGAAGCAGCAGCUCUGCCCCCCUGUAGGUCGCUUGUUAGUGCUUGUUUUUCCCUCUGGUGGUUUACUUGACCCCAUGCUGUUUUCUUUCAUGUUAAAUUCGGUUGUUCCUGGAGCACUAACGCAUUGGAACCCCUUAGUUUUUAUUUUGUCUUUGGUCACAGGGGAAAAAGGACAGAUAGAAGAUUGUUGUAAACUACCCCACUCCAAGAGGCAGUUUGGCAAAGGAAGGACAGCAUUCUUAGACAGCAAGGACUCCUGUGUCUGCAGGUUACAAAUCCCCAAAACCUUCUAGUCUUCAGAUUUGCACAUUGACUGUGGAUUUUGGACUUGGCAGCCUCCAUAAUGAUGUGAUUUUCAUCUUUUAAUCAAUAUGCCAACCCUGGAUGUCCCAGAAGAGAGGCUGAAAAAAUUUAAGUACCGAGGGAAAGAUGCAUCUGCGAGGCGGCAGCAGAGGGUGGCACUCAGCCUGGAGCUCCGGAAGGCCAAGAAAGACGAGCAGGCUUUAAAGAGGAGGAGUAUCACCUGCGUCUCCCUUGACCUAGCUUCUAAAGGGGUCAGUCUGACACUGGAUGAAAUAAUCAAAGGUGUGAAUAGCUCAGAUCUGGCUGUAUGCUUCCAGGCCACCCAGGCAAUCAGGAAAAUGCUGUCCCGGGAAAGGAAUCCUCCUCUCAAAGUGAUUGUUGAAUCCAGGGUCAUCCCCAGGAUAGUGGAGUUCCUGAAGUCAUCCCAUCACCCCUGUUUGCAGUUCGAGGCAGCCUGGGCUCUGACCAACAUUGCUUCAGGGACUUCAGCAGAGACCCAAGCAGUUGUGAAGGGGGGCGCCAUUCCACCCCUUGCUGAGCUCCUGUCUUCCCCCAAUAUGACUGUGUGUGAGCAGGCAGUGUGGGCACUCGGCAACAUAGCUGGUGAUGGCCCAGAAUUCAGAGAUGUUGUUAUCUCCAGCAAUGUCAUCCCACGUCUGACAGCCCUGGUUUCAUCAACCACAUCAAUCACAUGUCUACGGAAUGUCACGUGGACCUUGUCCAACCUGUGCCGAAGCAAGGACCCAUACCCUUGCAAGGAGGCAGUGAGGCAGAUACUGCCUGUCCUGUCCCACCUCCUCCAACACCAGGACAGUGAGAUUCUCUCAGACACCUGCUGGGCCCUGUCCUACCUCACGGAUGCCUGCAGUGAGCGCAUCGCCCUGGUGCUUGACACAGGGGUCCUGCCCAGGCUGGUGGAGCUCCUGACCAGUGUGGAACUCAGUGUUUUGACCCCUUCUCUCCGCACAGUGGGGAACAUUGUCACAGGAACGGAUCACCAGACCCAGAUGGCCAUUGAUGCAGGCAUGCUGAAGGUGCUGCCCCAGCUCCUACAACACCCCAAGUCCUCCAUCCAGAAGGAGGCAACCUGGGCCCUGAGCAACGUGGCCGCUGGGCCCCAGCAGCACAUCCAGGAGCUCAUCACUCAUAAUUUGCUGCUUCCUUUGGUGGCUCUGCUCAGAAAUGGAGAAUACAAAGUCCAGAAAGAAGCUGUCUGGACAGUGGCUAACUUCGCAACGGGGGCCUCCUCAGACCAGUUGUUCCAGCUUGUUCACUUUGGAGUCCUGGGGCCCCUGUUGAAUCUGCUCACUGUCCCAGAUGUGAAGAUCAUCCUCAUCAUCCUCAGUAUCAUCUCUUAUGUCCUCCAGGCUUCGCAGAAGCUGAGUGAUAAGAAAAGCUUGUGUCUUCUGUUGGAAGAACUUGGUGGGAUGGAUAGAAUCGAGGCUUUACAACUUCACGAGAACUGUCAGAUUAGCUGGGCUGCUCUGAAAAUCAUCGAGAACCACUUUGGUGAGGAAGAAGAUACUGACAUGCAUAUCCUCAGUCCAAAGCCAAGACUGUGAAUGUAUGAAUUUCUUCAAGGGAAAAUAGCAGAGGCUCCACAACUUCUAAACCCAUAACCCAAUGCUAAAGGAUAUGUCCUUUGAGAAGCAGCAUCGCUAUUUCUUAGUAUAUCACAAAUGUAAGGUUUUAAAAACUUAAUAAAAUGUUGAGCACUUUCA
Heterocephalus glaber (naked mole-rat) is the source of this 2507-nucleotide messenger RNA. RefSeq names its product karyopherin subunit alpha 7 (gene Kpna7). Gene Ontology annotation, biological process: protein import into nucleus. The record is from RefSeq and is a predicted model, not a curated record. Gene Ontology annotation, cellular component: cytoplasm. Lineage: Eukaryota; Metazoa; Chordata; Mammalia; Rodentia; Bathyergidae. Gene Ontology annotation, molecular function: nuclear import signal receptor activity; protein binding.